Messenger RNA from Nezara viridula (southern green stink bug), 1310 nucleotides. The record is from the annotation of a GenBank genome assembly. NCBI's taxonomy places the organism in Eukaryota, Metazoa, Arthropoda, Insecta, Hemiptera, Pentatomidae.
AUUUUUGUACUAUCUUACUAUACUUAGCAUUAUUUUAUUAUUUGUUUUUUAAUUGAAUGAUUCCCGAAUCGAUUCGUAUUAUGUUGAUAACUUACAACGAACUAACAAUUUUUACCGUAUACAUAAUAUAUAAUAGUUUAGGAAACCUUUUUUUUUCGACCUAUCUCGACUUAAUUAGCCCUGUAAGUUGAAGAGUAAGUUAGCUGUCGAAAAACAAUGUAAACCAAACUACAUAGCUAGGUUAUUAAAUAAAACAGAUCUGAUAAAAAUAAAAAUGUUGUUACUGUAAAUUCUAGCUAGAACAUAGUUACAUUGUGUAACAAGACCAUAAAGAAGGCCUAUUGACGAGUGGGGGAUUGCAGAGCACCGUAUAAAACUGUCCACUCGCCAACGUCCAGCAUCACAGCACCUGGUGUCAUCUCAUCCAUCACACCAUGUCUUCUCUGAGGAUAUUUCUACUCUGCACUAUCUUUUGCUAUUCACUAGCACAAGAAGUGCACCAAGAAAGAAAACUAGACAAAAGAGGAAUCUUUAGUUCAUAUGGACAUGGAUAUGGCUACCCCUAUCACGGAUAUGGAUCUGGAUACGGUUAUGGAUCCGGAUAUGGAUAUGGCUCUGGAUUAGGAGGAGGAUAUGGCAUAGGUCUCGGUGGAGGAGUGGGUGGAGGAUUAGGCGGAGGCUUCGGAGGCGGGUUUGGAGGUGGCAUCGCAGCCGGCCCACAGCUGAUCUCUAGGCAAGUGACAGUGACCAACAGGGUCGGCAUCCCGAUACCACAGCCCGUGCAAGUACCAGUGGACCGUCCCGUUCCAGUACCAGUGCCUCAGAAUGUCCCUGUACCAGUAGAUCGUCCCUACCCCGUCCCAGUACCUCGUCCCGUUCCUGUACCGGUCGACAGGCCUAUUCCAAUCACCGUAGAGCGCCCAGUACCAGUACCUGUACCUCAGCCAGUCUCUGUUCCUGUCCCUAGGCCUGUACCCGUUCCAGUCCCAUCUCCUGUUCCAGUUCCAGUCUACAACAACAUUCCUGUACCAGUGCCUCAGCCCGUACCAGUUCCAGUUGGAGGCGGUGGUCUUGGAGGUGGAUUCGGAGGUGGCUUAGGAGGUGGGCUAGGAGGUGGACUUGGAGGUGGACUUGGAGGAGGUUUCGGAGGUGGUCUCGGUGGAGGAUACGGCUAUGGUCAUGGCUAUGGCCAUGGGAUUCCGCUCCAGCUCACAAAGCCAGAUCAACUCAGCAGUGGCUGCAAAAGAACAUUCCAUAGUUCAUCUCUGCCUUUGAUUGGCCCUCAGGAAGACCUAAUCUCAACCCAGUAG